AUGGCCCCGCCCGUCUCCGUCCCGAUGAUAAUGGACCGCACCUCGCAGGAACUAUCUUCUUCACCACCUAGAAUACACGAGAAGCUGCGUGUUGCCGUGCUUGUUUCAAAGGCUGCACUUCAGUUCAUCCACAGCAUUGCUCCGCCGAGUGAGUACAAGGUGCCUGCCGAUGUCAAGGCAGCUGGUUUCGGCAUCUGCGCUGAGGAGCUGAGCUCUAUUGUCGAGGGCCAUGAUGUGAAGAAGCUGAAAUCUCAUGGUGGCGCCCAGGGCCUCGCGCCCAAGCUAUCCACUUCGAGUCUCGACGGCCUCGCCACCGCGCGCUUUGUCUCACUCAUUGUCGGCAUCGCCACGGAGGGAUGGCCCAAGGGCGCGCACGACGGGCUCGGCAUUGUGGCCAGCAUCCUGCUGGUCGUGUUCGUCACAGCAUCAAGCGACUACCGCCAGUCCCUGCAGUUCAAGGACCUCGACAAAGAGAAGAAGAAGAUCACGGUGCAAGUCACCCGGAGCGGGUACAGGCAGAAGCUCUCAAUAUAUGAACUUCUCGCCGGCGACAUCGUUCACCUCUCCAUUGGUGAUCAGGUGCCUGCUGACGGGCUGUUCAUGUCAGGCUUCUCGCUUCUGAUCAACGAGUCGAGCUUGACCGGAGAGAGCGAGCCAGUUGCCGUCAAUGCUGAGAACCCAUUCCUUCUGUCAGGGACGAAGGUGCAGGACGGUUCUUGCAAGAUGCUCGUCACGACAAUCGGCAUGAGGACUCAGUGGGGGAAGCUGAUGGCCACUCUCAGCGAAGGUGGUGAUGAUGAGACGCCAUUGCAGGUCAAGUUGAACGGUGUGGCCACCAUCAUCGGUAAGAUAGGACUUAUCUUUGCUGUCAUCACAUUCGCGGUGCUCACCGAAAGCCUGUUCCGCGCAAGAUCAUUGAUGGCACAUACUUGA
This is a messenger RNA of Miscanthus lutarioriparius, 933 nucleotides long. The record is from the annotation of a GenBank genome assembly. NCBI's taxonomy places the organism in Eukaryota, Viridiplantae, Streptophyta, Magnoliopsida, Poales, Poaceae.